CCUGACAUGCCACGGCCACUCGUCUCAUUGGAGUGUCCCACUCAGUCAAGAAGCCCUGGUGGCAUCUGGGUGACCAGUGGGGCUACUAACCAUAAAGAGCCGGGGGACGUGGAGGCGCCCACCCCCGAACAAGUGGAGAAACUGAAGGAGGUGGUGGCCUUCCCGGAGGACUGCAAGGGCAGCGAGCACCUGGCUGUGCUGGCCUUCCUCUACCUGUACCUGUCCAUCUGCCGGAAGCAGAGGACCCUGCCAAGCCUGGAUGUGUCCGUGUGGUCAGAGCUGCCCACCGGGGCGGGCCUGGGCUCCAGCGCAGCCUAUGCAGUGUGUCUGGCCGCUGCCCUGCUGACCGCCUGUGAGCAGAUCCCCAACCCGCUGCGGGACGGCGAACACGCCAGCAGAUGGGCCACAGAGGAUUUGGAGUUCAUUAACAAGUGGGCCUUCCAGGGGGAGAGGGUGAUCCACGGGAACCCCUCCGGAGUGGACAAUGCUGUCAGUACCUGGGGAGGAGCGCUCCGAUACCAGCGAGGACAGAUGACACCGUUAAAGAGGCCCCCGGCUUUGAAGAUCUUGUUGACCAACACCCAAGUGCCCCGCAGCACCAAGGCUCUCGUGGCCAACGUCAGGAGCAGGCUGAUCAAGUUCCCCAAGAUCGUGGCCCCUCUCCUCGACUCAAUGGACGCCAUCUCCCUGGAGUGCGAGCGGGUGCUGGGGGAGACAACGGAGGCAGGCCUGGCCCCGGAGCAGUACCGCAUGCUCGAAGAACUGAUUGACAUGAACCAGCACCACCUGAAUGCCCUUGGGGUGGGCCACACCUCACUGGACCAGCUGUGCCAGGUGACCAGGGCCCAGGGACUGCACAGCAAGCUCACUGGAGCGGGCGGCGGCGGCUGUGGCAUCACACUCCUCAGACCAGAUGUGGGGCAGCCAACGGUGGAGGUCACCAAGCAGGCCCUGGCCGGCUGUGGGUUUGACUGCUGGGAGACCAGCAUCGGUGCCCCGGGCGUCUCCAUCCACCAGGCCGCCUCCCUGGAUACCGCCAUCAGGCAAGCCCUGAACGGCUUGUGAGACAAGCCAUGCCACUGCAGCCACCCUCCACCCCUGGCCAGAGGCCUCUUCCUGGGUCCUGGGUGCAGGAGUCAGCUGAUGGGCACACCAGCUUGUGGCUGAGCCCACAGUGGGCCGUCACCAGGGAGUUUCAACAUGCCCUUGGGUGAGUCAGCAGUGGGGCUCUGAGACAUGAGACCUGAGCUGGAGGAGCUGCUUGGCCAACCGCCCAGGGGCACCAAGAGGCCCGUCCACUAUGGGCCUCUGCCUUCACCUUCACCUUCGCCUUCAGGGUUCCAGCCACGUUAGGUGGAAGCUUGGGUGCAGGCUGUCUGGGGUCUGCAGCAGCGUGCCUUAUCUGUCCUCUGUCCUCCCAGGACUUGCCCUGGGUGACCCCUGCCUCCUGGACCUCCAGGGCACUACAAUCUGUUCUGAGUGCUCAGCACCAUGUGACUGUCCCCCCACCCCUACCAACUGGACCUCUGGAGGUGACCUUGCCCACUUGUCUCUGCUCAUGGUGGGUGCGAGGGUUCGAGGGUUUUGGUGAGGGCAAGACCGAUCUGUGAUUUCCUCCAACCUGCCCUGGAGUGGUGGCGGGAAAGGGGCGAAGGGCCCUGGAGGGCCAGCCAGUGUGUCCCUCCACGUCCAGGAGGAAGGCCGAGGAGCUGCAGACCACAGGCCAGCCCCUGUGCCCUCUGCAGCCCCUUCUCCUAGGAGCUGAAGGAAAUAAAAGGGUAAUGUCACUUG
Messenger RNA from Echinops telfairi (small Madagascar hedgehog), 1791 nucleotides. It is a transcript of the gene MVK, whose product is annotated as mevalonate kinase. Gene Ontology annotation, biological process: cholesterol biosynthetic process; isoprenoid biosynthetic process. The transcript has 9 exons. Gene Ontology annotation, cellular component: cytoplasm. NCBI's taxonomy places the organism in Eukaryota, Metazoa, Chordata, Mammalia, Afrosoricida, Tenrecidae. The coding region runs from base 7 to 1065 and encodes 352 amino acids. Gene Ontology annotation, molecular function: mevalonate kinase activity; ATP binding. The record is from RefSeq and is a predicted model, not a curated record.